Oryza brachyantha (malo sina) is the source of this 1097-nucleotide messenger RNA. RefSeq lists its product as uncharacterized. The transcript is spliced from 2 exons. Lineage: Eukaryota; Viridiplantae; Streptophyta; Magnoliopsida; Poales; Poaceae. Gene Ontology annotation, biological process: defense response to other organism. The coding region runs from base 248 to 859 and encodes 203 amino acids. The record is from RefSeq and is a predicted model, not a curated record.
UGGGGAGGGCAUGGGGUGGGCGGCUGCCGGCGGGGAGGGCGCGGGCUGGCGCGGGGUGACGGCCGCCGGUGACUACUCUCCAAAUCCUAGUUUUUUUUCUCCACCCGUGAUGGUAUAAAGCUCACAAGGCUUGCAACUUAAUUUUGCCCUCUUUCUCGUCUAUAUACAACGACCCAUCGAACCUCCCCGUCGUCGUCGUCGUCGUCUCAUCCGAAGCUCUGAACCCCGGCGACGGCGGCGUCUGACAAUGUGCGACGAGUGCUGCUGCCGGUGCCGGUGCGGGGAGGGCCUCAUCGUGUUCGGCGUCAUCUUCGGCGCCCUCGUCUUCGCGGUGCUCCUGGCGGCGUUCGGGUUCGUCCGGCCCCCCACCUUCGUCGUCGACGACGCCUCGCUGACGCGGUUCAACCUGUCGGCGGCGACGUCCUCGUUCGCCUACAACCUCACGGUGACGCUGGUCGCCCACAACCCCAACUGGGCCAUGGCCGCCAAGAACACCAAGCAGAUGGACGUCGAGUACAGGUUCGACGGCCAGGUGUUCGAGCGGAUCCAGCUCGCCGGCAAGGGCGACAAGCUCCGCCCCGGGAGGACGGUGGUGCACCGGCUGUCGUCCGGCAGCGAGAGCGCGCUCGUCCCGACGCUGGGCAACGCCGGCGUCGUCGAGUACAGGGACGAGCGCGCCAAGGGGACGUUCGACGUCGAGGUGGCCGUCGCCGGCGAGGUGAGGUACACGGCCAGGUACACCAAGUGCAAGAUCGAGGCGACGUGCCCGCUCAAGCUGCAGCUCGCGCCGCCGGGCACCACGGCGGUGGCGUUCCAGAAGGUCAAGUGCAAGCUCGCCAGCCGGGAGAAGAACUGCUAGAUUGCAUUCAUGGCGGCGGCGGCGGAUUCUCACUUCUAAUUUCUUUUUUAUGGCAUUGACGUGUGCAUCGAUCGCAGCUUUGGUUUGAAACCUUUGUUUAAUUUGUGUUUGAAAUUUCAACUGAUAUUUGUGCAUCCCACUCAUGUAUUUUCUUUACAUUUUUUAAAUCCAUUGAUGAUCAUUGUGAUCCCAAUCAGUUUGAUUAAUUCUUUUGAUUCCUGAUAUGAUCAUCAUGAUG